Molecule: messenger RNA, 13663 nt
Organism: Pocillopora meandrina
Lineage: Eukaryota; Metazoa; Cnidaria; Anthozoa; Scleractinia; Pocilloporidae
Source: the annotation of a GenBank genome assembly
AUUGGAGCCAGAUAGUACCAACAGCGAGUGAUAAUGCAUACAAUCGUUGCAUGAAAAUGAUAUUUAACAUCGUGAUUCACCUAAUGAUGCAAGAUCCUUGGUAAAAUAUAUUGGACCAGAGCAGAGCACAGAAAAUAAAAGGUACGCAAUCUAUUAUGGGAAUUAUUUAGUGCGCUUUACGUUUUGUCUCUAAACAUUAAAUGAAAAUUAAAACAUUUUUUUUGACACAGUAAAAGAAACUUUUUCAAGGAACAAUCUUGUUGGCAUGGCUCAACGUUUUAGCUAUUAUAUGAAAAUAAUAUGAUUGUUUGUCAUGACGUUUGUGAAAGUUACACCGCUGCGCCAUUAAGGUUGCUAGUUAUACUUUCAUUAGAAGACAAGUAUUAUUUUAGCAUAAGGAGGUUAAAAAGUUCUCUAUAAUAAUAUAUGAAUUCAGAAUUGAUUGGAUUGGAAUACUUCAACUCCUCUGUUCACGGCUCCUACGACUAUCUCGAGUAGUAGCAUUGGGCAAAUGUAAUUGAGUUUGAUGGCAUAACACGAACCAAGGAGGUGUGAAAAAGGCAAAACAAACGCCAGCAGCUAUUUCAUUUGUUCUUGCGAAACUCGAAAAAAAGGCCUUCGUAAGCAAGUGACACGUCCUACAACCCAUAUUUUGAGAGAAAUAUUUACAAUUUAUGAAGAAAAUAUACUGAAAAGCAGACUUUCUUCGCUCUCCAAUUUUUGAAAAUUACAAUUAAUGCAAGAGGCAUGUUGAAGUGUUAAAACGUGUUCAAAAAGGAAGAUCGCAUAAUCAAAGACUUUUCAAGGUGCCAAUGAGUGAGUCCUUUGAAAACACUUUGGUAACGACUUCACUUAUUUCUUAUUUAUUUAAGUAACUUUCCAGUGGGGUACAUUGGCUUUUCCUCAGCCCGAUAUAAUAAUUUUUUCCUCUAGCCGUUAUCAUGGAGAUAACAUGGGGGCUUGCUAAUUUUUGCCCUCGGCAAGGCAACUGAGAAUACAUACACCGGCGUCAUCUGUUAUUGGUAUCAGGCAGUUCGAAUUCGUUUUAAUUUCAUUCUCCGGAAAUAUGGCUGGCUUUGGCGCGGAUAAAACGGGUUGUUCAUUUUAUAGGAGGGGCUAGUCCCGAGACAUCAAACAUAGAGUUUUAAUAGCACCCUUCUGCUCAUCUAUCCAUGGUGACUUACACGUUAAGUUUGUUUUCCAUGACCCCUAGGUCAUACUGAUUUGUGUUGUAUUUGUGGUGUCACAAAAAGUGUCACUAUACUUGAAAACGUUUAUUAGCAUUAUAACGGCCGACUUAUUCAUGGGACAGAUUACAUCGCUGAACCGAAUACUCUCUAAUAGCACCAGUAUUACAACUGAGGGCCGAAUAUCAACAGGCAUAUAGCAUUCAACUGUUUUAAGCGGCGACAUGAUUGUAACGUUGCUGGCAUGCGUUUCUUUUCAAAUUGGUUUGGCUUGGUUUGUUGUUUAUCUUGAACAUCAAGUAACCUAGACCGUAGGGGGUCUUCCUAUAGACGUAUUUCUAUUUUUUGUCUCAGUAGUUCCCUUCAAGCUAAAAAAUGGGGAUAAUCUAAGGCCAGAUGAGCCGUCAGGCUCUUUUGCUGACUUAACCUGUGUAAAUAAUGUUGCCGCAGGAAUUAAUACGUGUAUGAAAAACGUUUUUAUUGAAAUAAAACUUGUACCAAUCUUAGACGUAAUAAUGAUUCUCAUUAGGACAAGAUUACAGAAAGAAACUAUAUCCUUCAAAUUUGUCUCUAAAUUUUAAGUCUUUUUUAUCAUGGUUCUUCUAGGUCUAAAAAGGCCUGCACGGAAGACUCUGUAUGUCACGUUAAAAUAUAUUUAAAAAAAAGAUAUCGCCAGGUAGAAUUCGGCCUAUGGUGCAAGAUCUGGAAGUAGAGGUAGCUAAGAGAUACCAUCCAAUUGAUUGUACAUUUUGCAUUUUUUUCCAACAGAUCUGACCCGGGACGAUUGACUUCCAGAUGCUUACAGUCUCAACUGGCAGUCUACGCAAUGCUCACAGGCUACCCAAUGAUUUCAAUGGGUAAAUUUGUUCCCCUAUUGGUAUUCAUCUUUCAUGUCACAGGUAUGUCACCAUAGACGCGGUGGCCUCAUUGUUAGUGCGCUGGACUCCGAGUCGAGAGAUUCGAAUUCGAGACCUGGCCGAGUCAGUGUGUUCUUGGACAAAACACUUUAUUCUCACAGUGCCCCUCUCCACCCCUGCUCUGGUUUUUCGAAGGUUAGAUAACGCCAUCCACUGGAUAAAUCUCUAUCCAUUGGAUAACGCUGUACGUAUUGCCAUCACUUUAUCCGUUGGAUAGCGUUAUCCUGGAUACAACUGGGCACAGGAGUAUAAAUGAGUACCGGCGAAUUGUCAGUGAGGCCUUGUAAAAUGUUGGGGGGGUAAUCUUGUGAUGGACUAGCAGGAGGGGGGAAUAGUGAUACUCCUUGUCGCUUCAUUCUAAGGAAGUUGGGGUAAGUUUCGACUGGGUGGGCCACAUAGCUUGCGUACAGAGUUCACCUUUACCUUUAUCUAUCAUAUUAGUGCCCACUGCCAAUCAUCAUCAUCAGUUUUCCAUUUUUGUUCCAGAGGGCGCCGUCAAAUCUAACGAGACACAACUGUACAAGGACCUAUUUAAAAAUUACAACAAAUAUAACCAUCCAACAGUCAAAGGGGCUGAUGCUGUCAAGGUCGUGUUUGAUUUCCAACUCAUUCGUAUAAUUGAUGUGGUAGGUCAUUUUUUCUCUUCUUUUAAGGUAAAUGAGGACUGGCUGUUGGCAUGGGUUGAUGAACUCGAAUACAACAAUGAAUAGGUUGUACACUUUUAUCAAUUAAAAUCUCUAAAUCAAUGAUUUUUUCAGAGUGCCAAAGACCAGUUCAUCAAGACUUAUGCCUGGGUUAACCAGGUGAGAGAAGUUAGUCCCUUAGAUUAAUGCAAUUUUUUUCUUAAAUUAAAUAUCAAAAGUUAUUCGGGAUUCUCCCAGAAAACCGGAUCAUUAUUAUAAAAACAAAUUGAUCACGAAUUAGCUUCUCACUUUUUGCUGCGCAUCUAUAACAUUUUGAUAUUAUGUGUUGAAUUUCCAUGAAGUCCUUGUCAUAUUUCCUUUCAUCUGUUUGGUAGUUUUAAUUGAUUUAGCUUUGAUUUAAUGACCAACUCAAGCGAAUUAUUUUUAUGAAUCUUGUCUUAAGUUGCCCUACCUUUCUUUUCCAUUUUUUUCCUUUCGUGUUUGUCCACAUUCCUUUGUACCGCCAGUCCAGCAUUUCAAUUUCAAUUUUUUUUUUGGUUGAUAUUUUCACCAUGAUGGCCUCUCGCAUGCGACCGAUUUCUUUCUCUCCCUGCAUGCUAAAAAAACAUUUCAGUCAUUUAGGAGGUUGACUACUAAACGUGUGUGAGAAGUUUUCAAUCUCCCCUUCGUGUUUUUUUUAGUACUGGAAUAAUCCUCAGCUUAGAUGGGAUCCCAAUAAGUACAAUGGAAUCAAAGAAAUUCAUAUACAGCCAUCCGAUGUAUGGGUCCCUGAUAUCCUCUUAUACAACAAGUAAGUGGAAUUGUCUAAAUAACUGAAAAGUGCGCAAUUUAUCUCGUCGUUAACAGAAGAAUAUUCCCUAACAUCUGAUGGAGGGUAAAAUUAAUAGAGCAUCACCAUUUUUUGAGUCAGAUACCAUUGCCUUUAAAAUAUUGUGGAAACUUGAGUCAGUCGCUAACUAGUGCAGCAAAAGAUCAGACUGCAGAGAUAUAAAAAAGAAUCGAUGAAAGACGUUUUAGGAUCAAAAGGAAGUGACACAGAAUGCAAACGGUGAUCUUAAAAACUUUAAGCAGUAUUGUUCAAGAUGCAAUUUUCAAGUGAUUGAAAGCAAGGAACAGGACAACCAGGAUAGACUCUUCACCUGUCUGAGAGCCACGUUAACGUAUAGCACCUUACUUCAAAUUAACAAACAGGAAAACCAAGGUUACAGACCCAACCAGAACCGUCUGAAAACCAGUUUUAUUUAUUUUUCUUAAUAAUAAAAUUAACACAACUUCAUUUUCAAAGAGUCGUUCCUUUCCCUCUUACCAGUGUUGAUGAAGAAGACCGUUUUGCUGGUGGAAAGUUUACUUACAAAACCAACGUUGCCAUGACACACGAUGGAAACAGCACAUGGCUUAACCCCGCUAUUUUCAAAAGUAUUUGUAAAGUGGACGUAACGUAUUUCCCGUUCGAUGAGCAGGAUUGCUCCCUGAAGUUUGGUUCAUGGUCCUUCGACAGCUCAAAAGUAGAUCUUCACGCACACGGUGGAAGUAUGAUGAACGACAACUACGUCAAGAACGGAGAAUGGAGGUUGACACUAUUGAAAUCUCAAAGAAAUAAACAAAAAUAUCAAUGCUGCCCGCACGAAUUCAUUGAUGUUACGAUACAGAUGCAGCUACAGCGAGAAUCGCUGGACUAUAUUUUGAAGUUAAUCAUUCCAUGCUCGCUGAUUUCUUCCAUGAUAUUUUUGGGUUUUGUUCUUCCGCCUGAAUCUGGUGAACGAAUAGGGCUGAGUAUCACAGUUCUGUUGGCAAUGACUGUGUUUCAACAACUCAGCUCCGAGCUAAUGCCUUCGUAUGGAUUUCCACUGCUUGGGCAAUACUACUUCGCCUGUAUGAUCGAGAUAGGCGCUUCCCUGGUUGUCACUACUCUCAUACUAAACUUUUAUCACCGUAACAGUCGACGAAUGCCAAAAUUUUUGAGGGUUGUGAUAUUAAAAUGGCUGGCUCGAGUGGUAUUCCCAAAAAGUAGCGCCAAAGACUGGGAAGUGAUUUCAACAAAUGUGGAAGCGCCCAAUUGCAAGUCAACUGCGAAUGAUAAUGGAGAACAGGGCGACUCUGAUAGCGAAAAAGGUUCGUUUUUCCUUGUGCAAUCGCUUUUGGAGCACGACAAAUCAAAGAUUUCUCCCACAUAUUCCGAUCCGUGGAUCCCAUUGGAAAGGAAGAAUGAGUUUGGCAAUUCGGCAAACGGCACAUCACACUACAAGAACACAAAUGGCCAAGCUUACGACAUGCUAUCGGGAAACAGGUCCAGGCAUACUGGAAACCAAAGAAAAACAAGAUUUUCAAACUACCAAAAUAACACCCGGAGAGAGACCUCAAGGAAUGAUUGUUGCACUCAUCGCCAAAGCCCCGAGAAAAGAGGCUCAUCCAUUGGUGCUACAUCUAUUCUUUUGGACCUUUUCCAGAGUACGAACGACUCGGAGCUUUCGCCACAAAUGUUAAAGAAUCAAAAGGAGUGGAUUAAGGCGGCACGUGUGUUGGAUAGACUCUUCCUGAUUAUCUCCGUGCUGAUUGGUGUAACUACUCUCUUUGCCUUGUUUCUAAAGGCUCCAAGGUUUCGUUGAGAUAACUUGAACAGAGGCUUUAAGUUAAGUGUAUGCGCAAUAUUCACAGAAAGUGCGCCCAAAAAGUUGCUUUAAAUGGCAAAUAUAACAUGCUUUCUUUGCACUCAAAGAAAGAGAAAAACGACUUCAUCGAAGCUUUUUCCUCCGUCAGGAAAAUACCUUUUCAUUUUGAAAGAAGGAGAAAGGCAUUAACUCAUUUGAAAUUACAUUUUAUGCAAGUUGAAUUUCAGACUUACACAAAACAAAACAGAGGCAUCCAUUCUUUUUGAAGAGGCAGAUUUGGGUAAGGGAAGCCCUCUUUCUUUUUUUUUUUUUUUUUGGCAUCUGUUAUGUUGUCUUCCUUGAAGUGCCUUUAAUCAUUCAUGAAAAGCAUUUGAAAUUAAAUUCUUUCGCGAUUCAGUCAUGGAUCAGUUUUAGGCUGCUACAAGUUCGCGUCCUGUCUUUCAAGAAGUUAACUUUUCGAUUCCGUCGAGCGAGCGAAGGAAAAUACCAUGUAAAAGGAAAAGUAAAUGAGCCAAGGAGUUACAACCUUCUGGAAAAAUGAAAGUGAGCUUGAAUCAUUCAGAGUCUUAGUUAUAACGAAACGAUAAAAAACGAAGACAAAAUAUGCUGUCUUCUGACCGAGAAAGGGAAACCGAUUCAGUAUAGUACGAAUAGUAUGGACUUCCGAGUGACCGAUACUUUUAAAAGAAGGAAGUGAACUCUCUAUUAGCUCCCUUCAAUUUGAGUAUAGGUCAGGUCGCCCCGUUGCAAUGUCGCCUCAAGCCACGACGCGCCAGAGCUAAUACACCGCGCGUCACCCUGCACAAUAUUGACUGAAGUUGUUUCAAGACCAGUUAACGGUAUGGUUAUAUCAUUUGGUCCAGAAAUACCUAGUUCCGAUCGUUGAGGUCAAAUUUAUAUUUUUCCUUUCUUUUGAGAUUUUAUUUAUACAUGUUUCUAACUGAGCCACGGAUCAGCUAUGAGUGAAGAUCUUAAAUUUAACCAUUUCACUUAAGGAUCCAUGGAAAUUUCCGUACACGUGUCUGAGUCAAUUAAGACCAAACACUUUACAAUUUACCAUGCUGUGCAACCUUUGGAGUUGUGGCAUAACAGCCCUCAAGGAAAGUCAUAAGCUUUGCAAAUUAGUGUGAGAAAGCAUAUAGAGAUAACUAACGUAUCAAUCCAUUAUGAAAAGUUGGAACAUACCAGUAACUAUGAUCAUAUUAAAUAAUUAUGCACACCAAUUCAACUACAUUAAUUUUCUUUUCUUUUUUCGGACUGGAUACAUCAACCUACAUGUUAUAACCAUGGAAGGGAAGAGAUGUAAGUGAUUAAUUAAGAAUAAGAUGUGAGAGAGUAAGUAAGGGUAAGAGAGAUGUAAGUGAUGUGAUGUAAUAUCCAUGUCAAUUAGAAAUUAAUAACAAUUAUUUUCCAAAGUAAAAGUUUGUUUCAAUGGUAAUAAUUUUUAUGGUACCUUUUAAGGUUCUUGUGUCCUUCUUCACCAGAAAAAUUCAGAAAGCUUGCGGAACAUGAUUUAAUAUGGCUAUCAUUUGGACAAUAACAGAGGUACAGAAUUAGACCUUUGAAGCUGACCGUAGUAUCAUCCUAGCAAUGCAAUUAUAUUGGGGAGCAGGGAUUCAAUUCCAGGAGUAUUAUAUUUAUGAUGAGUUUAGCAUUAUGGGGAAAUUGCAGCAAGUCGAAAUAGCCUUAGAUUCAGACUGCUUUCAAAGGUUUAACACACCUUUUAAGGUAGUGCGCAGUCUUCUUGCAUUAGCAAAUGUAGAUGCACUACUCUGGGGACCAAGCCAUGGCAAAUACGCACGAAGACGCCCAAAGAGAAUACAUAUCGACCAACUGAUUGAUAGAUGAAGCAGGAGUGAAGAAAUCCUAAAUAUUUUGAAUGACAGAUUACAAUUGAAGAAACGUGUCAUGGAAAGCCGAGCAAGCUCAUCCUGAUGGAUAUGAUGACCAAAUGCAUGUGCAAUAACUACUAAUAAUGGAAGAAAAAGCUCUGAAGUUUUAACCAAUGUAGGGCUUUUCUGUAUGUGAAUCAAACAUUUUUUAUUAAUACUAACCGGUAACUUUCAGUUUCUUAUACCCAUUGUUGGAAAGAAGCUGUUUAAAAAGCACAUGAAAAUAAUAUGGGCCUACCCAGUAUACUUUGUUCAUGAUCAAUGAAAUGACCUUGGCAACCAAUACGUGUGAAUACGCUUCUAUAGUGAGAUCAUCAAUCAUCAAACAGUUACAAUAUUAACACUGACAUGGUAAUAAUGAUGGUUCCCAUUCCUGCAUUGCUUCCACACGUUAAUAUAACGAAUGGUGCAUGACUAAAAUUGACACACGCCUGUAGAGAAGUAGAGAAGGGUGAAACUAAGGGACCACUCUGGUGUCUGCAGAAUUUUGGGAGGAUCACACGGUUUUCAGGGGGAUCGGAAUGGGGAUCAGUAGUGUCUAACAGAGUAUCAAGGCUAAAGUGGGAGGCUCCAGAAAAUUGAUUAUCAAUGAGGGCGGAUCAUUAAAAUAACACAGAGCCUAAGAGGAGGAUAUUUCACGGUAACAACCAAAAUCCACUGAGAAAUUUGGGAGAAAGUUUUCUGUCAAUUUAAGACGCUCAAUCAUAAGCCUUUUCAGAGCUCAUCUAACCACCUUUUCCAGAGAGAACAACUCUCAUAGUUAUCUGACUCAUUAAUUCGAAUUUAAAAGCCUUUCCUUUUCUCUGUUUGAUUCAUGAAAAAAAAAAAAAAAAAAAAAAAAAGGAAAGAAAAUGCUUGUUACUAUCUCAUUUGGCGACCAUACCGCUGACAAGGAGCCAAAAUGACCCUGGGCUCGAGAUUAAUACAAAACUUAAUGUCAGCGGUCUAAAUUCUUUUUGGCACGCGUAUGUUAUAUGGCGCGAAAUCGGCGGGAAAUCAAACAUGGCGAACUGAGCAGACUGUGUGACUCUUUAUACUGACGGGUUAUCAUCUACUCGCCUUCAUUUACCUCUCUUCAAGUGGUCAGCAUCUUCGUGAAAGACAUAAAUAUCAUACGAACCGUAUAUCGUAAACAGUUUGCCUCCAGAAUUUAAUUUCGUGCACACUAGGCUCACAAGAAACCACAAAACUUGGAUUUGGAUAAAAUGGUCGUUCCUGAACAAAAACGAAAUCUCCCCUGGUAAGUUGAGAUAUGAAGUAGAUCGUCGUAUGUCUGUAGGUCCAGCAUGUCUCACUUAUUUGCAUUCCCCCUGAUUGACAGUGCUGAUAAUACAUCGUGAAUUAUGAGCGACGCUAACACAUGCCAAAAGGACAUUUUGAGUCUGUGUACUCCCAAAGAAAUAUUUUUGUUUGAGUCAAGGACACUGUUUUUAACUUAGACGUCAUAUUUAACGGGGAAUGGAGUUUAUUACUCCUGCAUCACGUUGUGACAGUCUAUGAAGUCAACAAGAGACUUUGAAUAUAUGUAUUCAAUACAACAUUUCCUAACAGGGUUGAGAAGUACAGACCCAACAGUUUGGAAGAUCUAAUCUCCCACAGGGAUAUCAUCACAACAAGUAAGCUUAUCUCCCUUGCUUUGUCAGUAGAAGCACAUGGAAGGCUUUACUGCAGUGUUAGCUUUGUGAAUAGCGAUUAUCUCAGACUGUUUCUUACAAUUAUUUGUUAUUCCAGUUAUUACAUAAUAGGAAUAGUCCAUUUCAGUCUGUAAUCAUACAUGUACGAGUGACUAGGAAAAUCGGACAAUUGCGAAGUAGGAGUUUGAUAUGUUAAUCAUGGGUAUGAAUACCAUCAGAAUUGGAGGACAUUAAGUCCUGUUACCAAUUAAACCCAGUUAUGACAAAUUUGAGAAAGAAACUAGGAAUCAGUUAUAUGUUUUCAUCAACAAAACAGUUAAUUUGGCAAAAUGCAAGAUAACAGUGUGACUGAGCAAGCAGAUAUGUCAGCCUUUUGCCAUUUUCUGUUCAUUUAAAGACUAUUGUGUAACUAGGUAAUUUAGUGUUAACAACUGAGCUGAAAAUGUAAAUUGGCCAGCAUAGAGAGUGAAAAGUUAGCCCUUCAACAGAGUGAAGGGCUAACACUCAAAACGUCAGCUUUUUCACUCUUUACAGUGGCUAAUUUACGUUUUCAACUCAGUUGUUAAUACUUAUUUACCUGCUAUACUCUCCCAACAAUGCAGCACCACAGUUUCUUUAGAUACUUACCCCCUUUAUUGUGCAAUUAACAUGCAUCUUAUGACCAUUAUUAAGGCGUAAGAUGUAUGAUUCAGUCUAUGCUUGGAUACAAGUGUUGUCAAUAAAAUCAUUCUAUUAUAACUGUCAAUAGUCAAAAGAUUUAUCGAGGAAGAUCGAUUGCCCCAUCUGUUAUUUUAUGGUCCACCUGGAACUGGGAAGACAUCAACCAUAUUAGCUGUUGCUAAACAGAUCUACUCUCCAAGAGAAUUCAACUCCAUGGUUCUUGAGGUAAGAAAAGUGUUAAAGGGAAAUGCUGUAUACAAAUAGUGGCUACAGGAGAUCAUUUGUUUCUUCUAAUUUUAUAUUCUCAGAUUUGAUUUUGAGAACAUUUUUUUCCAAGACAGUAAAAUUGUCAAUUAUUGAAUAAUGGGUAGUUAAGAUUUGUUAUGCAGUACUUCAAAUCAAAAAUGUUCUCUCAAAGUUAAUUCAGGUAAAAGGUGUGAAUUGACAUUUAUAUCACAAUGAAACAGGGAGGGUUUAUAGUGCUUUCUGUUAUUAAAUCUCAGCAACUUGAAAUCUAUAAUGUUCUAUUUUCAGUUGAAUGCUUCAGAUGAUAGAGGUAUUGGUAUUGUUCGAGGAGCCGUUUUAAACUUUGCAAGUACAAGAACAAUUUUUAAGUAAGUCAAGUAUAUUUAGAGCAUACAGUGUAAAUUACCAACAACUGUCUGCCGAUGAGUUGUAUAAAUAGUAUUAGAAGUUCAGUACUCAUGAUUAAAUACUUCAGCAAUACGAUUUCUUGUACACUGCAGAUCUGGUUUUAAAAUUGUAAUUUUGGAUGAAGCAGAUGCCAUGACUCAGGAUGCACAGAAUGCCCUACGAAGAGGUACAUGUACUACCUACUGAACAUUAUCAUUGGUUUGGUCAGUUGUUGCCUUGUUUUCUUAUCUCAGGAAGGUUGCCUCCUUAAUUUAUUAAGUUUAUUGCAUUGUGGUCACCAGUAAUAUUAUAUUGUGUUGUAUUGUAGUUUCAUUGUCAGUGGUUUGUGCUUUAGUUUGUUUGAAGAAGAACUGACUGCUUGUACAUUCCAUCUGUUGCCUACAGUUCACAAUGUGCACCUUUUGCCAUUCUCUUCCCUAACUUUGUUGUGUUCUACUUAAUUCAUUUUCUUUUAAAGCCUCAGUAUUUUUCUUUCCCCAUAAAGAAUUUACAAUUUUCCUGGUCAAAGCUCACCUUUUAAAAGUUGUGAAAAAAUUUCCUUUGAUUAGAUACAAAAACAGAACUUGUAUUCUCAGUCUCUUUAAUCCUCUACACCCUGACAUCAUUAUGCAUACCCUCCAUACUGUUCUCUACACAUUUCUUUGGGUCUAACAAGGUGAAUUUGAAAACCAUGAAGAACUUCAUCAGUUGCUGAUCAUUUCCUCUAUUCUCACGACUUAAAACAUUUGAUUCAAGGGAUAGAUUGUCAAGAGAAAUUAGAACCUUGUCACUCUAAGGAAUUAAAGGGUUAAUCACUGUUAGUUACUUGCUAAAUUGUAGUUUGGUCUCUUUCCAUCUUUCUUUGCAGUCAUGGAGAAAUUUACAGAGAACACCAGAUUCUGUUUGAUCUGUAAUUAUUUGACAAAGAUUAUUCCAGCUCUCCAGUCUCGUUGUACAAGGUUUAGAUUUGGACCUCUUGAUAAUGAACAGAUGAAGAGUAGAUUGGAACAUGUCAUCAAAACUGAAGGGUAAGGUUCUUACAGCAUUGAUUGACAAUAGAUUAAUUCUGAUAUUUUAAAAUUCAGUGUGAAACAAAGACAUCACUGUAAUUCUGAGGAAGAUUAUCUUUCAUCUCUAUAGCUGAUUUCUCAGAGCCUCACUUAGAUGUCAAAUUACUGAUGUUGAAUUUUAAAAUAUUAACGUUAAUUUUCAGAUGAAUAUAAAGGCAAAUGGGGUUGUAGCCUAAUUUAACUAGGGUUAAUGCGCUCUCUUAUUGAGUGUAUACUCAGUGUGUGAUUUGUUUUCAGAGUACAAGUUUCUGAUGAUGGAAUGAAAAGUUUGGUCAGGCUGGCAAAUGGUGACAUGAGAAAAGCUCUGAAUAUUCUUCAGGUUAGUGCAAAGCUCUUGUUAAGUCUUAAUUGUCUCUCCAGUCUCUUUUCAUUUAAGUUAACAAAACUGUUCAAUGCUGGUAACCUGUUUUAGUUGUCUCUUUUCAGAGCACUUCCAUGGCUUUUAGCAUUGUUGAUGAGGUGAACGUAUACACCUGUACAGGGCAACCUCUGAGAUCAGACAUUGCAAACAUAGUAGAGUGGAUGCUUAAUGAAGACUUCAAUACUGCCUAUAGUAGUAUCUUUUUGAACUGAACUAAUUUCAUUGUCUGGUGUUCAGUAAGGGGUGUUCUAUGGAGCAAAUAGUGCUGCCUUAAGAGAAUUAUUCCUUUUAUGAUAAUUUCUGUGAGGCUGAGGUUAAUAUAUCACAUUGCCGCUGGCCUCAAUAACCAUUUAAUACUUAACAUGAAACUGUAUGAUUUUUCUCAUGUGAUGCUGCAUGAAAACCUACAUUUCAUACAAUCCGUAACCAUUAUACAGAUAUAACAAAACUAAAGACUCUGAAAGGACUUGCCCUACAAGACAUUCUCACAGAAGUACACCUGUAUGUACAUAGAGGUUAGUAGCUUUAAACCUAGCUUAAACUUAUCUUCAUAUCUGUUCUAAACUACCAACACCACGAAGCUUUUCCUUUUUCUUUUUUUUAUCAUUUUCAUUUCUUUGUCACAUUAUCUUCCCCAAGAUCACACUCUCAUUCUAUUUGUGUUGCUUCUUUUUAUUGGACUUUCAUAACUUAAAGGUUUUACCUUUUCCCUUUCUAGUUAACUUUCCUCAGAAAAUCAGAAUUCACUUGUUGGAAAAGAUGGCAGAUGUUGAGUAAGUAGAAUUUCUAUGCAGAAACUUGUACGAAAUUUUGACAGGGAAUUCAUGUUUGCUCAUUUGAAGCUGAGUGAAUAUGUUUGCUGAGAGCUCUCUCUGGCUCUAUAUGAUAUAAACAUUAUGUUGUUUUGAUUGGCAGUUUUGAUUGGGUUUUGUAUAUGAAAAAGUUUUCUUAUUUACAAGUAAGAUAGAAAUCAUGGAUAGCUUGUCACAUUUUUUUCUAAUGAGAUAUGCUAAUUGUUUUCAGGUACCGUCUAGCAGCUGGAACCUCGGAGAAGAUUCAGCUUAGUUCACUGAUAGCAGCCUUCCAAGUAGCUAGGGAUAUGGUUACACCUGACUCAUAGAAAUAGGGGGUUUUUUGUGCCUGAGGUUCUUUCAUGCCAUGAAAAAGACUUUAUGGACAGAAAAUAUUGUACAAAGACUUUGUUGUGGAAUUUUAUAGGUGUGAGGGGAGAGAAAUAUAUGGAAAAAGCAUUGGGCGCUAUUCAGUCAAGACAAAUGAGGAUGAAUAAACAACUUCACAAGCUAAUUUAACACGAAUUGUAGUGUUUUUUGGUGGCCUAAUACCAUUUUUGUCAAUCUGAAGUUAUAUAUAACGUUACCUUCAACCAGUGUGUCCAUGCUACCACUAAGGAGGUUGGGUUGUGUGAUGGAACAGUUACUGCACUACUAAAAUGUUCUAAGGGCAUGUGAUCCUUCCUUUUUUCAUUAUCAUUAAACAAUAUGUCAUGCCCCACAAGGAGAACAUAAGUGUAAGGGCCCCACUUUAUUCAAAACUCUUUCCAUACCUUGUGGGGCUAUCAAGAUGGAAAAAUGAUGUCCAGUACUGUUGAUGGGCAGAAAAUAAAGCACUAUGAAGUCUGUAGAGAAGGCCUUGCUUAAUGUAAAGUAUCGCAAAAUUAUUGAACACGUAUACUGUAGCAAUUAAAAUAUUACUUAAGUCAUGUGCCUUUCUUCAAAUAUGUUUGUUUACUUGUGCAAAUGAAAUUCAUUUGUAAGCUUCUUUGGUUAAGAUAGGAUUAAAGUUGUCAGUUAUUCAGGAUUACAUCGAUGUUCUUUAGCAAAGAGAAGGGAGUGCUCUCUUUCAAACUGGCUCAACUUGACUUGAUCACACCGCGCCACUUUCUGAACCAAUCACGACUUGGUCGCCUGUGUUUUCCCGCGCUUUAGAGAGUUCUUAGUUUUAGCUCUCAAGGUAUUUUCCUCUCCUUUCAUUAGCUGUUGUGAUUACUUAAGUUUUAGUAUUAUGAAUAGCGCUGUUAAUUAGAAUUAGGCACAGU